CACUAUGUCAGCCUCCAUUAUGCACGGAUCAUGAUAAUAUGACACUUCCUUAUCUAGAUAUUGUAACGUUUACGCGUGUCGUAUCGUUUAUCUCACAAUUAUUUCAAGUAACCAGUGGAACACUGCCAGCUAAGCGCAACAAUGACAAAGACAGCUAGGUAUGGAAACUUAAGAAAACAGCCUGGAAAAGCAGCAUCCUGGAAUGAGCUCAAGGGAGAUGUCUCUAGCAAUGUAACAGAGAGCAAUACGGAAGGCUUCAAGAAAAGUGGGUCCCAGGGUAGCGUGAAACAAGGAACAUCCCGUAAAGACAAGGCACGAGCAAAGGAUGAGAGGAGGCGCAGACGAAAAAGAGCUAGGGAAGCACAAAUCAUUUGCUACCACUGUAGGGAAAGUGGUCACCUGGUAGUCGACUGUCCUAAGAUGCAAGAAGACAGUGAAACUGGAGUUGGCAUCUGCUUCAAGUGUGGCUCCACUGAACAUUCAGCAUUCCAGUGUAGAGUAAAGACCAAAGAAGGAGCAGAAUUUCCAUAUGCAAAGUGUUUUAUUUGUGGCGAGACGGGGCACAUAUCUAAACAAUGCCCGGACAACCCACGAGGACUCUAUCCAUAUGGAGGCGGCUGUAAUUCAUGCGGAUCUGUCGAACACUUCAUGAGAGAUUGUCCAGAAUUUCUCAAAAACAAAGGAGUAGGGAAUAUGGUAUUGACUACCUUUUCCUCGGCCUCCGCAAGUGCUGAUGCUGAAGUCGAGGUGAAGCAAGAUUGUGUGCCGCCAGCAGAGAAGAAGAAAGCUCAGAAACUAGUAAAGUUUUAGUUACUUUCUCUACGUGAUUGUAUAUAGAGACAGCAAGUGUCAUACAGAGACUUCAAGUGGUAUAAGUUUGUCCUACAUCAUUUUUACCGCAUGCUUGAACUGAAUCGUCGUGCUAUGCUGUGCAGCGAUUCUUCACUCAACAGAACCCGCAAUAUAAGGAAUGUGUAAAACAGGUGUACAAGUUUGAUCUACGUACAGCUUACCACUACAGUGCCAAUAAAUAAAUACAGUUUAAACUUUAAUUAAUACUAUAUAUAUAUAUAUAUAGUACAAAUUAAACUGUAAACUGGAUUUUCCCACUAAUAAAACUAUUCCCAUGUACCAAUAUGUCUAUAUAUAUAUAUAUAGUCAUAUUGGUACAUGGGAAUUGGUUUUAUUAGGUACGCACAUGUCUCAUCUACGAUCAUGCUAUAUGCAGAAUUACAGAAAAAACCGUACACAGGAAAAUAUACUUGAAUAAAGCUUUUAUUCAAUAAAUA
Priapulus caudatus is the source of this 1289-nucleotide messenger RNA. RefSeq names its product zinc finger CCHC domain-containing protein 9-like. The transcript is spliced from 7 exons. Gene Ontology annotation, molecular function: zinc ion binding; nucleic acid binding. The coding region runs from base 142 to 810 and encodes 222 amino acids. NCBI's taxonomy places the organism in Eukaryota, Metazoa, Priapulida, Priapulimorpha, Priapulimorphida, Priapulidae. The record is from RefSeq and is a predicted model, not a curated record.